This is a messenger RNA of Drosophila ananassae, 750 nucleotides long. RefSeq lists its product as uncharacterized. NCBI's taxonomy places the organism in Eukaryota, Metazoa, Arthropoda, Insecta, Diptera, Drosophilidae. The record is from RefSeq and is a predicted model, not a curated record. The transcript is spliced from 2 exons. Bases 24 to 662 code for a protein of 212 amino acids.
UUGAGUGGGAAAAUAAUUGAGAGAUGGAAAAGUCUUAUUUUUGGUUCAAAACCUCACUUAAAGCCAUGAAAUACAUCUUUCUAGUCAUUUUUCUUGGCCUCGUCCACGGCCAAGAACUAGUAGUUCAUCAGGCGGAAAUGUGCAUGCCGGCCAUUACCAGGACAGAUCUGUACGAUAUCGCCUUGGUAGCUGGCGUCAAGAUGCUAAUCAGACAGAUCGAGAAAUCCAUCGAUCAGAAGCCACUCCCCACGGACUUGAUUGUCCAGGUCACCAACAUGGCGUCUUAUUAUUUUCUGGCCGGGAAGAAUGUUCGGUUCAUUCUGGAGAUGCUCUUUCUGGAUUGCACAAUAAACAAGCCACGUCCGGACGAAAAGCACGAUUAUGAAGUCCAGGGUGCUGAUCCGGAGAAGAGUUUUAUUUGCCUCAUGCAUGGCGAAGUGGAGGAGUGCUACUCGUAUCACUACAACCCGGAAGAGGACAUAUAUCCGGAUGAGCCGGAGAAGACAGCCACGACAGUGGCUCUUGGAAAUGCCACGGAGACUACAGCUAGCCCAACGGAUGAGAAGAAGCCAGAGAGUCCUGCAAAUGGAACUGUUGCUCAAAGGAGUGGACACCGUCCUCGCUUCAGAUCGAUCAUCCAAAAGAGAAGAUUUCGGUUUUAGAUUUUUGCAUUUAAUAUGUGUAUUAAAUGCAUUUCAAAUGUUUUUCCAUCUGGUGCACUCAGCAAAUUAAAAAGCAAAACUAAAAAAA